AUGUCGCCGCCAAUGAAUUUCACCGCCUACAAUACCAACCUCAACUCCUCUGCGGUCAAUCUUCAACAGCCCCCGAGGGCCUACUUUGACCCAGCAAUGGAGGCAAACCAUCUGCUGCAUUCGCAAGCUACUAUGAGCUAUCAACCGCAAAGGCUUUCCCAGCCGGUUCUAGGGGCCGAUAACCUCAUGUGCACCAAGUGCUUCUCUGUGAAUACAGUUGACAGUCGGUUUUGUGUUCGCUGUGGUCCACCAGAGCCGAGAAAACGGACGCUCUCCAGUAUCGGUACUCAGACAACCGGUAUCUACUACCAAAGCGCGAAUGAUCUUCGAAGAGCUCUUUCCGACGUACAACUACUGAAUAACCUGAAGAAGGACAUUCGAACUCGGGCUAGGCUGUUGGCACCCAUCAGCCCUGGACGAGGUAACCAACCUUUUUAA
This is a messenger RNA of Dibothriocephalus latus, 438 nucleotides long. Lineage: Eukaryota; Metazoa; Platyhelminthes; Cestoda; Diphyllobothriidea; Diphyllobothriidae. The record is from the annotation of a GenBank genome assembly.